This is a messenger RNA of Morchella sextelata, 1101 nucleotides long. RefSeq lists its product as uncharacterized. The transcript has a single exon. Lineage: Eukaryota; Fungi; Ascomycota; Pezizomycetes; Pezizales; Morchellaceae. The record is from RefSeq and is a predicted model, not a curated record. The coding region runs from base 1 to 1101 and encodes 366 amino acids.
AUGUCGAGAAUGCCUGCUCUUCUACUGCCAGAUACAGCAGCGCCCUUUGCCCCCCGCUCGCCUCCUACCGUUGUACUGAAUACAACAGUUGAUCCAUGGUUGACCGCCACACUGAAACGGAUUAAUCGUAUCAAGCGUCCCCUCAACAGCGUUCCUCAGCACAUGAAAUGUUUAAUUGAAACUCUCUCACAAAUCUCAGCGAUCUGGAAUCUCUGCAGUCUCAUGGUAGCACGUGCGCCCGAAGCAGAAAUCGAAAGACAUGAAAACCCCUUGCUGGACGCUAUCUACCGGUACCAACUCAUCCAUAUCAAGGCAUAUGUUGUCCAUAUCGACCUGGUCCUCUCAAACGAAAUCGCCUUCAAGCUUUCACAGGACACGAUAAAGGAUCUUAUCCAAUAUCACCAGGAUGUAUUUCUUGUGGAUCAGGCGGCGACAACCUGGCACUGGACUGACAAGGAUACGCAAAUGAAGAGGCUGCAUGAGGAAUUUGUCCAAACUGUCAACAAAUUCGUGUAUCGAACGGAUGCAGUUGCGCUGGAAGGCAUGGAAGAUGACGGCGCUGGUGAACUUCUCUGCGGGCGGAGCGAUGAUGUCAGGAACCUCGUGAUGGGGUUUUUCCUACCCUUGUUGCCGCCUCCACCUAGAAUCGUGGAUGUUGUUCGUGCCCCUCCUCCCCUGCUUCCCAGCUCGCCUGGGACUACAAAUUGGUGGUCGCCAACCCCGCCCGCUCCGCCGCCAUCACUACCACCGCCUCCUCCGGUUGAGGCUUGGAAGAUACUACCAUCCAGCCCCGAUACAGACAGUCCACCCACGUCAAACUCAACAAUGUAUCCGUCGAUCUGGGGGAAUAUGGGUAUGUCGGAUAUGUCCAGCAUGAGCUCACCCACAACGCACCAGCAGCAACAGCAGCAACAGCAGCACCAGCACCAGCAGCAUCAGAAUCAGCAACAGCAGCAAUAUUCUCAGCCGCCUUCGCACCAACUGCCCUUGACACCUCUUCCGCUUCCGCUUCCGAGCUUGUUGGCCCAACAGUGCAGCACUGGGAGUGGUUUUGGCGGUUUCGGUUGGGAUAGGUACCAAGAAUAUGCAACAACCAUGUGA